Messenger RNA from Cucumis sativus (cucumber), 1599 nucleotides. Its product is annotated as agmatine deiminase. Gene Ontology annotation, molecular function: agmatine deiminase activity; protein-arginine deiminase activity. The record is from RefSeq and is a predicted model, not a curated record. Gene Ontology annotation, biological process: putrescine biosynthetic process. Bases 186 to 1331 code for a protein of 381 amino acids. The transcript is spliced from 10 exons. NCBI's taxonomy places the organism in Eukaryota, Viridiplantae, Streptophyta, Magnoliopsida, Cucurbitales, Cucurbitaceae.
AAAUGCGUAACUUUAUGCCUCCCAUUCUGCCAUCUGCCUCGUCACCCACUGGUCAUGUCCGGGCAUGCCUUUUUCUCGUCUCCAGCUCACAAAUUUGGACCCAUCAACACACAAAUUUCCCUUCUCAAUUGCCUUUCGUCGGAUUUGAAAACCAGAGGAGGUAGAAGGAGAGCAUAUUGCUCGCCAUGGAUUUGGAGGGACACCCAUCUCUUCUUCACUUUCAUAUGCCCGCUGAGUGGGAACCCCAUUCCCAAUGUUGGUUGGGUUGGCCUGAACGGCCUGAUAAUUGGAGGGAUAAUGCAGUCCAUGGACAACGAGUAUUUGUUAAGGUGGCAUCUGCAAUCUCAAAGUUUGAACCUGUGACUGUCUGCGCUAGUGCCUCCCAGUGGGAGAAUGCUCGCAGUCAGCUACCGGCAAAUAUUAGGGUCGUUGAGCUGGGAAUGAAUGACUCCUGGUUUCGCGAUACUGGACCCACGUUUGUUGUAAGGAAAAGCAUUUCAAAUUCUGGUACGGCAGUGGAAUCUGUUGCAGGAAUUGAUUGGACCUUCAAUAGUUGGGGAGGUGCUGAGGAUGGUUGUUACGCUGAUUGGAGUCUUGAUCUUCAAGUUGCAAGGAAGAUCCUGGAUAUUGAGAGACUUCCUAGGUUUCCUAACACAAUCAUUCUUGAAGGUGGAUCUAUCCAUGUAGAUGGAGAAGGGACUUGUCUUACCACAGAGGAGUGUCUCUUGAAUAAAAACAGAAAUCCACAUCUGUCAAAGGGUCAGAUAGAGGAUAUUCUGAAGUCAUAUCUUGGGGUGAAGAAGAUCAUUUGGCUGCCUCGUGGACUAUAUGGCGAUGAUGAUACAAAUGGUCAUAUCGAUAAUAUGUGUUGUUUUGCAAAGCCUGGAGUGGUUCUGUUAUCUUGGACUGAUGAUCAAACAGAUCCUCAGUAUGAACGGUCUAUAGAGGCAUAUUCUGUUCUCUCAGAAGUUACCGAUGCAAAGGGUAGGAAAUUGGACAUAAUAAAACUCCAUGUGCCAGAGCCACUUUAUUUGACAGAUGAAGAGGCUUCAGGAAUCGUUCAGGAUGGUGAUGCUAAGCCACGACCUCCGGGUAUGAGACUGGCUGCCUCUUAUGUAAACUUCUACAUUGCUAAUGGAGGAAUUAUUGCACCUCAAUUUGGGGAUCAAAAGUGGGAUGAUGAAGCAAUCCGUGUACUAGCCGGAGCAUUUCCAAAUCAUGAAAUAGUUGGAAUUGAAGGUGCUAGAGAGAUCGUAUUGGGAGGUGGAAAUAUACACUGCAUUACUCAACAACAACCAGCAAUAACCUCUUCACUUUCAAGACAAGUCUGAUGGGCAAAAUAAGAUGAACCAUUCGAGUUGAAUCAAAAUUCUCUUAGUCUUGUGUGUGUGGAUGGUUCGAUAAUAAACAUGUCCAAGAUAUGGUACUUGAAGUUCUCUUAGUCUUAGGUGAGAUGAUCUGAAAUUUGAAAAAUAACUGUUGUAUUUUAUAUUUUUAAAAAGAAUCUCGAGUUUCAUAUAUUUUGUCGUAGUUAUUAGCUUGAAUUUCAAUCGACUCAACCUGAUUUUAAUUAAUUUACAAACAUGUUUAUGUUAUCAA